AUGGAGAUACCCCAUGGAUUCUACCAUGCUUCAUUAAGCAAAGUGUUCCAAGCCACGUAUAAAAGCAGUGGAAUCCAUCCCAUCUUCAGUCAGUUCAUCCUGAAAUACAGUACAACAAAACCUUCCAAAAUGGCCGCUAAGAUUUCAGCUGUGUUCACCAUUCUCAUCAUCUCAAUGGCAGUCCUCAUUCAAGCGAACCCAGCUAUUGUCACCGGUUAUGAUCAACUGGAGCUCUGUAUUGAGAACUGUGCCCAAUGCAAGAAGAUGCUGGGCGCCUGGUUCGAUGGACCACUUUGCGCUGAAUCCUGCAUCAAGUUCAAGGGAAAGCUAAUUCCUGACUGCGAAGAUUUUGCCUCUAUUGCGCCAUUUAUUAACAAACUUUGA
Molecule: messenger RNA, 384 nt
Organism: Leptosia nina
Lineage: Eukaryota; Metazoa; Arthropoda; Insecta; Lepidoptera; Pieridae
Source: the annotation of a GenBank genome assembly